UUACACGCGAUGCAUUGUGGGUCGCACACGCGCAAAGCGUGUUAGGUGACUGCUUGCAAACCAACAUGGCUGCCGUUUGGUGUCAACUAUGAGAUGUUGUGCUGCAUGAUAUUGGUUUCCUUGUACAAGAGAAAAAUGGCUGGAACAGCCAUUAAACUUUCAAGAGUGUAAUUCAGGGAAUUAAUCAGCUUCCUAUGGCACAGCUGACUUGCCAAAUAAUUGGACUGAAUGAAAGACCUGUUAGCAGAAGAAUGAGUUUUGAAAGCAAUGAUACCAUUUCUCUUAUACAUCAUGAUAGUUUGGAACAUCAAGAAUCACCGCACAUGGAAAAUCACGGUUGUUCAGGUGAUGAAGAUGGAAACAGUAGUGAAAAUCAUAGUAGAAGCACCCCGCUUUUUGAUGCAGGGUGUGUGGAACCACGUGCAAAGAAACGGCGAAAACAAAGCAAUCCAGUUCGAUAUCAGACUACUUCAAUUAUGCCAAUGUUAGAUAGUGAAGAAGGAGAAGAUGUAAUAGGAGAAAAGGAAAGUAUGCUUGACUUGGAAACAAGAGAGGAUAAAACAAUCAGAGACCAAGAGGAUAUUUAUCAGUGCCCACAUUGUAGUGUUACAUUUGAAAUUGAGAAUCUUCUUCAAUUUCAUAUAGAAGAAGAACAUGUGCAAAAACUAUUGGACAAGCAGCUUCAGCAACAGCAGUCAUACAACAAAUCUACCUCAGGUCAUGGCAGGGAAGGAAACAGUAAUGAAAUAGCCAAAACUUUUGCCUCAUCAAAACUUAGUGAUACUGUAGCACAAUCUUAUUUAGGAAAACAAACAACAAAUAGUCCAUUGGAUACUUUAUCUCAGGAAAAUAGGGACACUAAAAAUCAAACAAUGCCAUUUCCAACUAUGCCACCAUUAAUUCCAUUCAGUCAAAGCAAUGAAAAUAAAUCAGGUAAUCUUUCUGUUCCACUCUCAAUGUUUCCUGGUCCAAUACCACCAUUUCUCUUUCCAGUCAUUCCUCAAGGUCAAAACUCCUCUCUAUCAAAUGGUGGUUCUCAUCAAAAUCAAGGUGUUAGGAUUUUUAAUCUAGAAGCUUAUUGUGAAUUAUGCAACAAAGAAUUCUGUAAUAAAUACUUUUUAAAGACCCACAAAGCAAAUAAACAUGGCAUUUAUUCAGUUGAAUCAAUUGUAAGCACUCCAUUUUCAGGAACAUAUACUCCUACAGUGUCAGGAAAUACAUUUUCUGUUCCUCAAACAAUGCAAACUUCCCCUUCAGAAAGUUCUUCAACUACAAAACAACAAGGUUUAAUUAAUGUAGAAUCAUACUGUGAAAUAUGUCAAAAAGAGUUUUGUAAUAAGUAUUUCCUUAAAAAACAUAAACAAAAAAGUCAUGGUCUCAUUGAUAACACCCAGAGUGCUUCCCCAAGUCAUACUCCAGCUACUAGUGAAUCUAAAAUAAAUUCUCCUAUUUCUAUAGCAAAUUCACCACCUUCAACAAGUAUGAAUGAACAAACAAUAGGAUCUAUCCAAGAAGAACCUCAGGACUUAUCAAAAAUUGAAUUUCCAUCUCUUUAUAAUUCCCAGUCACAACAAAACAUUCCUGUAACAAAUGGAAUUGUGUCAACUGCCUCUUCCAUGAUUAAUCAUCCCAUAUCUAUUAGCACAUCAGCUCAAGAAGGACUAUGUAUUUCACAUACUUUUACAGGAAGUCCUGUUUUUACACCAGAUAAAUUGCGUGAAAUGGGAGUUAUCAAUGCAGAUGCAUUUUGUGAGAUCUGUUGUAAAGAGUUUUGCAAUAAGUACUUCUUGCGAACUCACAAAAUCAAUAAGCAUGGAUUAAGUGCAACUGAAACAUCCACGUCUCCACUUCAUAGUCAGAGUCAUAUGUCUACCUCAUGUCUGAUGCAGUCUUCACAGUUCUAUAGCUCUUUUGAUAAAAAUGAUGAAAACUCAUGUCCUAAAUCUGUAGAUGAAACUCAGAAAGACAUGCAGUUUUCACAAAGAAGUCAAUAUGAUUCAGAUGUAACAACAGAUCUGUCAUGUGAGAUUUGUAACAGACCCUUCUCCAGUCUCUACCUCUUAAAAAUGCACAAGUUUUACACUCAUAACAUCCCAUAUAUAAAGGAAGAAGAAAGGUCCAAGCCAACUUCUCCAGCACAAAACAAUGCAAAUAUAGAAGGGAAAGAGAGCGGUGAAGUGACUGCUAAAUCUCAAAUGUAUGAAAGUAUUGGCUGUAAUUUAACAGAUACAGCUAGCCAAGAUCUGCAGAAGCUUCAGACAAUGAUUACAGAACUGAAUGCUGUCACAGGAUCCGAAAGUACAAAAUUAUUAUGUAGCUUGUGCCAUUUAGAAUUUGAAAAUAAAUAUUUCUUAAGAGCACAUAUGAUGAAUGAGCAUGGAGUACUUCCUAAUGAAGAUGGUCAGGCAGGAAACAACAUGGAAAUUGCUUCCAGCAUUCAGCGAUCUUUGGAAGGCGUUCUUGACUUACAAAAGACUACAACCUCAGCUCCAGUUAUUGAUUCAGAAGCUUAUUGUGAAAUUUGUCAAAAAGAGUUUUGCAGCAAGUAUUUUUUGAAAACUCAUAAGCAGAACAUUCACGGAAUAUUACCAGAAGCCAGUCCAACACCAAAGAAACAAUCAGGUCCAGAAACAGCAGUUGAACUUUCAAAUCCAGUCAAAUUAUGUGCAACCAACAAUUUACCUCCUGCAACUCCAGAAAAACCACGCAAUGUUACAGGUCGUAAUUAUUGUAACAUCUGUAAUAAGGAACUUUGUAAUAAAUAUUUCAUGAAAACACAUAUGUUAAAAAUGCAUGGAAUAAACUUAGACAGUCAACCAAAUGAAGCAGCCCGCAGCAGCACUAUUGGAGGAGUUACUUGUGAUAUUUGUCAAAAGGAACUUUGUAGCAAAUAUUUCUUGAAAGUACACAAGCAAAAUACUCACGGCAUAUAUGAAGAACCAUCUCCAGUAAAAGAUUCGCCCAGUUUUGUUGCAUUUAAUAAUGAUAAGGAAUUUUCCAGUUCUGGUGAUCUUAAUGAUCCCACUAAUCGCUACUUCAGCAAUUAUUCAGAAGUUUGUCCACUCUGUGAUCGUCGUUUUAAAAGUGUUAAGUGGUUAAAAGCCCACAUGCUAAAUGAUCAUACAGGAAUGAUGAAAGAUAAUCAAUUUCCCACCCAAGUGGAAAAUACCAAUAUGGAUUCUAAUAAUGAACUUUGCAUGAUAUGUGGUCAAAACUUUCCUGACAAGAUAGCCUUACAAGUUCACCUGAUCAAGGAUCAUCGUACUACAAAUGAAGAUAUAGGAAUCACAAAUAACUCAGGGAUGAAUACAACAUCAGAUUCCUCAACAACAGCAGUCCAAGAUCAGGCAAGAACAAAUGGUAGUACAUCACCAGGAAGUUCUUCUUCUUCUGUCCAAGUAAUACAGUCCAGAUUACCAAUUAAACUGUCAGGUAUUGGUGGUAAUAGAAUUUAUCACUGUUCAUUCUGUAUUUAUUCUACUCGAUGGCUGUCCAAUUUGUACGCACAUGAAAAGAGACAUACUGGUGUUAAUACUGAAGGCGAAAAGAGGUUUGUUUGUCGUAUAUGUCAUCGUGCAUAUCGUUACAAUCACUCUCUUCAACGCCACUUUUUAAAUCAUAGGGCUGCGGGAUUUUCGUUUAAAGAUAUAUCGCACUCUUCAUUAUCAUCAUCACAUCACCAGAAGCGUGCACAGUCUCUAGGCCAACAAUGGGAUUCUUCCAGGUCAGCCACAGCAAUGGGAAAAUCACAAGAUGAUAUGCAACAUUCAACAAAAGUUAAAAGAUAUCGCUGCAGUAAGUGUAAUAAAAAAUUUCGCACCAGGGAGAUGUGUUUGGCUCAUAUUCACAAUGUUCACAGUGGAAGAAGAAGUAUAAUAAAUCAACAAAAACAUGUGAAGAUCUUCCGAUGUCGUUUAUGUGGGUUUGCUACAAAAGUUUGGAGUAUUUUGAAGUUACAUAUCAAACAGCAUCAAGGGGCCACAGAUGUAGCUAAAGAUGUCCAACAAGAAAGUGAUGCUUCUGCCAGUUCACCUUCAACACCAAAUAACAUGCAAGUUGUUCCAAAACUCUUCCCAUCUCCAGGAAGACUUGGGUGUCCAUCCAAUUUUCCUUCUUCCACCAAUAGUUCUCAAUUUCCUAUGACAUUUGCCAUGCCACAGAAUCCACCUGCUGCCGGUUCCUUUAUCAUGCAGCCUUUCCUACUUGCCCAGCCAGAAUCUGAUGGAGUGGCCAAAAAUGGCACAUUCGUACCCUCACUGGUAUAUCUACCUGUAUGCCAGAAGGUGCUCCAUCCUGUGACUCUACCUUUUACAUUGACACCAGCAUGAGCAUCUAUUAUUGCCUCUCUACCUCAGUGAUGCCUAACUUUGUCAAGAUGACAUUGUAUACAAAGUAUAGGUUUGGUGGAAAUCAUUACAUCAAAAGUAAUCAAAACGUAUAGAAGCCUGCUGUCGUUUUUAUUUCAUUGUUGUUCUUAACUUUUCUUAGAGAUUUUAAAAGAUUUAAUGGUAAAUGAUGAAAUCAAAAUGCACUUGUGAUUAGAAGUUUCAUUAAGCUUUAUCCAUUAGAGAUGACAAUAAUCUGAUGUAUCAAGUCAUAUCACAAGUGGAACAUUAUUUUACAUGAGGAAGAAAGUGGAAGAUUUGUUUGAUACUUUUAUGCUCCUUGAUAUUAUUGAAAUUUAGAUAUCAAAUGCAGAAUCCGGAAUUAUCGUCCAUUUUACAUAAAAUAUUUAAUAGAAGAAAAGCAAAAGUUAGAUAUCAGAAGCUGUUAAUUACAGAUAAAUUCUGAAUAAGGCACCAGAGGAAUUGUAGGUGAUUGUGUGUGUGUUUGUGUGUAUGUGUUCCCCCCAUUAUAUCUGCUAAGUAACAGGUGAGCAGUUUUUGCAAGUUUACAUCGUGAGCCAUGACUUCCACUAACUGUCCUCAUUCAACUCAGGGUCUUUUUAUAACAAAAUACAUAAAAUAGUAAUAUAACCGAUGAGGAGGAAGGAAGAUCCUGCUAAUGAGGCUAGGAAGAGGAUCGUCCUUAAUUCUUACUUUUUGUUUGUUUUUAUUAUUAUUAAUUUUUUGUUACCACAAAAAAAUGUGGUAGCUGAAGAAGUUGAUGCAAUAUGGACAGAAAGAAGAAAACAGUAAUUAUCAUUAUUAUAUGCUGUUGGCAUGAUAAUUUGUAAAACAAUCCUCUCUCUUUAAAAAGAAC
Messenger RNA from Centruroides sculpturatus (bark scorpion), 5202 nucleotides. RefSeq names its product zinc finger protein 423-like. Lineage: Eukaryota; Metazoa; Arthropoda; Arachnida; Scorpiones; Buthidae. The transcript is spliced from 2 exons. The coding region runs from base 195 to 4328 and encodes 1377 amino acids. The record is from RefSeq and is a predicted model, not a curated record.